AUGAGAAACAGUAAAUAUGAAAGUGACGUAGAGUUACAAAAGCCAGAUUACUUAAGAAAAGGUCAAGAUGCUAAAUUAUUGAAGAGUUCAAUUGCAGGUGCAUUGUCUGGUUUAGCUGCUAGAAAUGUAAUAGCUCCUUUAGACACACUAAAAAUUCGACUUCAAAUCACACCUGUACUGAGAAAUACUUCCAGCCAUUACACUAACCCAUUGAGAAUGACUCCUGGAUUAGUAAGACGGAUAAAUGAAAUGAUAAGAAAUGAAGGAAUAAGAUCAUUCUGGAAGGGAAAUAUAUCAGGAUCUGCGAUGUAUGUAAUAUACAACGGGUUCCAAUUCUGUACAUAUUCUUAUUUCAAUAAACAUUUGGCACCAUACACGGGUGACUCAAAAAAUUUACAUUCUGCUUUAGUGGGUGCACUCUCAGGUGUUUCAAGUUCUAUAUCAUCUUAUCCAUUUGACAUAUUACGCACGAGAUCAAUUGCUAAUAAUCAAAUGAAAUUAUACCGUAUACGAGAUGGUAUUGCAGAUAUAUGGAAUCAUGAAGGUUUUCGCGGAUUUUAUCAGGGAUCACUCUCUGCUGUAUUAUCAAUUAGUAUUAGCACAUCAAUCAUAUUUGGUACAUAUGAAGGGAUAAAGAUAUAUUCUGAAGGAGAAUUACAAAAAAUUUCUGAAAGAGGACAGGAACAAAAAACGUUAUCAUCAUCAUUGCAAAUAUUUAUGUAUAAGACAUUGAAUCAUAGUGCAAGUUCUAUAAGUGGGUUUUUAUCCAAAUUGGUAACGUUUCCAAUAGACACUGUACGACGUAGAAUCGUAUUGAAGGAUUCUAAUCAUCUCGAACAAUUUUUUGGAUCAGAACAAUCUAAUAAAAGGCAAUUAUAUGAAUAUUCAAUACAAUAUAAAAAGACAAAGCACCAAGAUAAAUUAAUAUUACCAUUUCUAAAGAUUAGUAAACAAAUGUUAGCUCAUGAAGGCCCCAAAGCUUUUUAUAAAGGUUUAUUGAUGGCUUUAAUUAAGACUGUGCCAUCUACAGCAGUUACACUUUGGUCGUACGAGACGAUCAUGCGGGCAAUCAGCUAA
This is a messenger RNA of Maudiozyma saulgeensis, 1077 nucleotides long. The record is from the annotation of a GenBank genome assembly. Lineage: Eukaryota; Fungi; Ascomycota; Saccharomycetes; Saccharomycetales; Saccharomycetaceae.